Molecule: messenger RNA, 2062 nt
Organism: Sinocyclocheilus rhinocerous
Lineage: Eukaryota; Metazoa; Chordata; Actinopteri; Cypriniformes; Cyprinidae
Product: thyrotroph embryonic factor-like
Exons: 4
Coding region: 170-1099 (309 amino acids)
Biological process (GO): regulation of transcription by RNA polymerase II
Cellular component (GO): nucleus
Molecular function (GO): RNA polymerase II cis-regulatory region sequence-specific DNA binding; DNA-binding transcription factor activity, RNA polymerase II-specific
Source: RefSeq, a predicted model, not a curated record
CCAAUCAGCGCUUCGAGUUUCGCGGUCAUCAUGAAUAUGUGAGUGCCUAGCUCAGUAAGCUUGGAGUGGAUCGCUACGGCGUUGUUUUGACAGUAUUUUCUCAAACAGAAACGGGAGGAUUAACGGACACAAGCGACGUUUGUGUAUUUCCUCGGAUAAUAUCACGCUAAUGAUGCCCGGACAGGCGUCGGUGACGGUGGCCAUCGGUCCGCAAAAAUCGUCCGGUUUUGUUUUAAAGAAGAUCAUGGAUAUUCCUCCUCCAAACAUACUGGAGGAUCAAGACGAUGACAUCGAGAAGGAGAAACAGGGUUUGAUCGUCGAUGGGAUGUCCGGCGGCGGUUCGGGUGGCACGGGGAGCGUCUCCGCCUCUCUCACCCCCGCCAUCUGGGACAAAACCAUCCCAUACGAUGGCGAGACCUUCCACCUAGAGUACAUGGACCUGGACGAGUUCCUGCUGGAGAACGAGAUUCCCAUCACACUGGAGGAGGAGCUGAGCAAGUGUGCCGAGGCAGAGUGGCGAGGCGGCGACACGCAGGGUUCCUCAGAUGAGCCAGCGGCCGUCCCACAGAUGCCUGAGGAGGAGCACAAGGACGAUGAAGAGCCUGAGGAUGACUCGCUCUCUGUGAGCAUUGAGACGACAGCAGGAGAGACGACAAACAAGAAACCCAAAGUCGACCCCGACCGCGUGACGCCCACUCCUAUCGACCCGGAGGAGAUAGAGGUGAACGUGGCCUUCCAGCCGGACCCCACGGAUCUGGUCCUGUCCAGCGUUCCCGGAGGAGAGCUCUUCAAUCCGCGGAAACACCGCUUCUCUGAGGAUGAGCUCAAACCACAGCCCAUGAUCAAGAAAGCCAAGAAAGUGUUCGUUCCUGAAGAUGCGAAGGAUGAGAAAUACUGGUCGCGAAGGAAGAAGAACAAUGUGGCGGCGAAGCGCUCUCGUGAUGCCCGGCGUCUGAAAGAGAACCAGAUCGCCGUCCGCACCACCUUCCUGGAGCGAGAAAACGCCGCGCUGCGACAGGAAGUGGCCGAGCUGCGCAAAGACUGCGGCCGCUGCAAGAAGAUCAUGUUGCUGUACGAAGCCAAAUACGGCUCGCUGUGAGGGACACGCUUCACCCUGACACAUAUCAGUCUCUUUAUAAUUCACACCGCAGUUACACGGCCGGGGAUUGUGGGUAAUGUGGCACCGCGCGGAAAGUGGACGAGAAUGACGCGAGCGCGUGUUUUUAAGAGGAUGUUUUAAGGGUUUAGAAGACACAAAACACAUGAUAACAGCAUAACCUUUGACCUCUGGCCUCCUCAUACCUCAUUCUGCCCUCUCCACGACCCCCAUAUGACCCGAGCAGUGAGUUUUUAGAAGUUUAUUCGGUAUGAAGAUGAGAUAAUGCAGCCGACUGGAAAAGUCGCACACGGCGGACGGCAAGUUAGCGUUCAGUCUGAGAGUGUUUGGUCAUGGAAAACAUGACUUUACGACUGUUUUCAGCUAGUUUUUAACCUGUUUCUUCCUUUUUGUACUUGACAUGUCAUCGGUGUUUGUGUACAAGAGGUUUUUUUCGCAGAAAACAAGCACAUGACCCUUGAUAUGAAGCAAUUAUUUUCUUUAUUCUACAAAAACGAGUGCACUUCGGGCGAUUGCGGUUUGCGAAGAUUUGAAAGAAAGAAGAGUCUGUAAAUAUACGCUUGUAUCCGUCCACUAGUGUCGUUGUUCUUCCAGAAUGAUCUUACCAUGUAAAAAGCGACAUUUCUAUUGUGCAGAUUUUUAACACUAUAGCGACUGUGCUGCGUUCAAAUGCAUCUUCACGGCAGUUAACUGGACGAUUAUUUUAACGCGAGCGUCUGCGCAGGAGUUUAACUGUGAGCGACUGGAUCUGGUUUGUUUUCAGGGUUUAAUCCAGGGCAAUAAUGUGCGAUUCAUCUUUACCUCAGAUUAGAUAUUUCUAACAAGUGUUUUUUUUUUUUUUUACAUUUAUUUAAAAUGAAUUUUUUUAGUCUGGCAGCUCAGCAUCCGUUAAAAACACAAGCGUAACGAAUUUCUGUGUAAAAUGUAAAUGUAAAAUGUUUUAAA